This is a messenger RNA of Dama dama (fallow deer), 8735 nucleotides long. It is a transcript of the gene RIC1, whose product is annotated as RIC1 homolog, RAB6A GEF complex partner 1. Lineage: Eukaryota; Metazoa; Chordata; Mammalia; Artiodactyla; Cervidae. The transcript is spliced from 26 exons. Gene Ontology annotation, cellular component: cytosol; Golgi membrane; Ric1-Rgp1 guanyl-nucleotide exchange factor complex. Gene Ontology annotation, molecular function: protein binding. The record is from RefSeq and is a predicted model, not a curated record. Gene Ontology annotation, biological process: retrograde transport, endosome to Golgi; intracellular protein transport. Bases 133 to 4401 code for a protein of 1422 amino acids.
GCUGCCACCGGCGCCGCCGCCGACUCGGCCGGUGGCGGUGUGGGAGACGGGCGUCCGACCCUGGGCCGCUGAGUGUGACGGACGGGGCCGGGGGCCGCCUGGCGCCGCGGCGUCUGAGGCUCCUCGCGGACCAUGUAUUUCCUGAGCGGCUGGCCCAAGAGGCUGCUCUGCCCUUUGGGGAGCCCGGCCGAGGCGCCUUUCCACGUUCAAUCCGACCCCCAGAGGACUUUCUUCGCCGUACUGGCCCCAGCUCGCCUCAGCAUCUGGUACAGUCGGCCCAGUGUAUUAAUUGUAACCUACAAGGAACCUGCAAAAUCGUCUUCUCAGUUUGGGUCCUACAAGCAAGCUGAAUGGAGGCCAGAUAGUACCAUGAUAGCUGUGUCAACGGCAAAUGGCUACAUCUUGUUUUUUCACAUAACAUCUACAAGAGGGGACAAGUACCUUUAUGAACCAGUGUAUCCCAAAGGAAGCCCACAAAUGAAAGGUACACCCCAUUUUAAGGAAGAACAGUGUGCUCCAGCAUUAAAUUUAGAGAUGAGGAAAAUACUGGAUUUGCAAGCACCCAUCAUGAGUUUGCAGUCUGUGCUGGAAGAUCUCCUGGUUGCUACUUCUGAUGGACUUCUUCAUCUUAUUCACUGGGAAGGAAUGACAAAUGGGAGGAAAGCUAUUAAUCUUUGUACAGUACCCUUUUCAGUAGACCUGCAGUCAUCUAGAGCAGGUUCAUUCCUGGGUUUUGCAGAUGUGCACAUUAGAGACAUGGAAUACUGUGCCACACUUGAUGGAUUUGCUGUUGUGUUUAAUGAUGGUAAAGUUGGAUUUAUUACACCAGUGUCAAGUAGAUUUACUGCAGAGCAGCUUCAUGGAGUUUGGCCACAAGAUGUUGUUGAUGGAACUUGUGUAGCAGUAAAUAACAAGUAUCGACUGAUGGCAUUUGGUUGUGCGAGUGGUUCUGUACAGGUUUAUACAAUAGAUAACACCACUGGAGCCAUGCAGCUGUCUCAUAAACUAGAGUUAACAGCAAAACAGUAUCCCGACAUUUGGAACAAAACAGGAGCUGUUAAGUUGGUCAGAUGGUCUCCUGACAAUAGUGUUGUGGUAGUGACCUGGGAAUAUGGAGGCCUUUCUUUAUGGAGUGUAUUUGGAGCCCAGCUGAUUUGUACACUUGGAGGAGAUUUUGCUUAUAGGUCAGAUGGUACCAAAAAAGAUCCCCUUAAAAUCAACUCCAUGAGCUGGGGUGCUGAAGGCUAUCACCUCUGGGUAAUCAGUGGAUUUGGUUCUCAAAAUACUGAAAAUGAGUCUGACUCCAAGAGUAUAGUUAAACAGCCUGGUAUUCUACUGUUUCAGUUUAUCAAGAGUGCACUCACUGUAAACCCUUGUAUGAGUAACCAAGAGCAAGUGUUGCUUCAGGGGGAGGAUCGAUUGUACUUGAACUGUGGAGAGGCCUCACAGAGCCAGAAUCCCAGGAGUUCUUCAGCUCACUCUGAUCACAAAACCCGUCGGGAAAAGAGCCCCUUUGCAGAUAGCAGUUUAGAGUCUCAGAGUUUAAGCACUUUACUUGGUCAUCGGCAUUGGCAUGUAGUACAGAUUUCCAGCACCUAUCUAGAGAGCAAUUGGCCUAUACGGUUUUCAGCUAUUGAUAAACUUGGCCAGAAUAUUGCUGUUGUUGGCAAGUUUGGUUUUGCACAUUACUCUUUACUCACCAAAAAAUGGAAGCUUUUUGGAAACAUUACCCAGGAGCAGAAUAUGAUUGUGACAGGUGGCUUAGCCUGGUGGAAUGAUUUUAUUGUCCUUGCAUGUUAUAACAUAAGUGAUCGUCAAGAAGAGCUCAGAGUGUAUUUGCGAACCUCAAAUCUGGACAAUGCUUUUGCUCAUGUCACCAAAACACAAGCAGAAACAUUACUGCUUAGUGUCUUCCGGGACAUGGUAAUAGUUUUUAGAGCAGACUGUUCAAUAUGCCUUUAUAGUAUUGAAAGAAAAUCUGAUGGUCCAAAUACUGCUGGUAUUCAGGUUCUUCAGGAAGUAUCCAUGUCACGCUACAUUCCUCACCCUUUCCUAGUGGUAUCUGUCACUCUGACAUCAGUGAGUACAGAGAAUGGAAUCACCUUGAAAAUGCCACAGCAGGCUCGUGAUGCAGAGAGCAUUAUGCUAAAUCUGGCAGGACAGCUCAUCAUGAUGCAGAGGGACAGGUCCGGCCCUCAGAUCCGAGAGAAGGACAGCAACCCUAACCAAAGGAAACUUUUGCCAUUCUGUCCUCCUGUUGUACUAGCCCAGUCUGUUGAAAAUGUCUGGACCACGUGUCGCGCAAAUAAACAGAAGCGUCACCUGUUGGAGGCCCUCUGGCUGAGCUGUGGUGGUGCGGGGAUGAAAGUCUGGCUCCCUCUUUUCCCCAGGGAUCACCGCAAGCCCCAUUCCUUCUUGUCCCAGCGGAUCAUGCUACCUUUUCACAUAAAUAUCUACCCCCUGGCUGUUCUGUUUGAAGAUGCAUUAGUCCUUGGUGCUGUCAACGACACUCUGCUCUACGAUUCUCUGUAUUCUCGGAACAGUGCUAGGGAACAGCUGGAGGUGCUCUUCCCUUUCUGUGUUGUGGAGAGAACCUCUCAGAUCUACCUCCAUCACAUUUUGCGUCAGCUGCUGGUGAGGAACCUCGGGGAGCAAGCUCUGCUCUUAGCCCAGUCCUGUGCCGCGCUGCCUUACUUUCCUCACGUGCUGGAGCUCAUGCUCCAUGAAGUGCUGGAAGAAGAAGCUACCUCACGGGAGCCCAUUCCCGACCCUCUGCUUCCCACGGUGGCAAAAUUUAUCACCGAGUUCCCCCUCUUCCUGCAGACAGUUGUUCACUGUGCCAGGAAGACUGAGUAUGCCCUGUGGAACUACCUGUUUGCAGCUGUUGGAAACCCCAAGGACUUGUUUGAAGAAUGUUUGAUGGCUCAGGAUUUAGAUACUGCUGCGUCUUACCUUAUUAUCUUACAGAACAUGGAAGUUCCAGCAGUAAGUAGGCAACAUGCCACCCUUCUUUUCAACACAGCCCUGGAACAAGGCAAGUGGGACCUGUGUCGACACAUGAUUCGAUUUCUGAAAGCCAUUGGCUCUGGAGAAUCUGAGACGCCCCCAUCCACACCUACAGCUCAGGAACCCAGUUCAAGUGGUGGUGGAUUUGAGUUCUUCAGGAAUCGAAGCAUCAGUUUAUCCCAGUCAGCUGACAGUGUUCCUGCUAGUAAAUUCAGCUUACAGAAAACACUAAGUAUGCCAUCUGGUCCUUCUGGAAAAAGAUGGAGCAAAGACAGUGACUGUGCUGAGAACAUGUAUAUUGAUAUGAUGCUCUGGAGACACGCUCGGCGUCUCUUAGAAGAAGUUCGGCUAAAGGAUCUCGGCUGCUUUGCAGCCCAGUUGGGCUUUGAACUCAUUAGUUGGCUGUGCAGGGAGCGUACCCGUGCUGCCCGAGUAGACAACUUCGUGUUGGCCCUGAAGAGGCUCCACAAAGAUUUCCUUUGGCCACUUCCCAUCACCCCAGCUGCUUCUGUCAGUUCUCCUUUCAGAAACGGAAAAUACCGAACAGUGGGAGAGCAGCUGUUAAAGUCACAGUCAACUGACCCAUUUUUAAACCUCGAGAUAGAUGCUGGCGUCUCUAACGUCCAACGAAGUCAGAGCUGGCUCAGCAACAUUGGCCCUGCUCAUCAAGAAAUAGACACAGCUUCAUCUCACGGGCCACAGAUGCAAGAUGCCUUCCUGUCACCUUUAUCUAAUAAAGGUGAUGAAUGCAGUAUUGGUUCAGCCACGGACUUGACUGAAAGUAGCUCCAUGGUGGAUGGAGACUGGACAAUGGUGGAUGAAAAUUUCUCCACACUCAGUCUAACCCAGUCAGAGCUGGAGCACAUCUCCAUGGAGUUGGCGAGUAAAGGGCCUCACAAAUCCCAGGUCCAGCUUCGGUAUUUGCUGCACAUCUUCAUGGAGGCAGGAUGUCUGGACUGGUGCAUUGUUAUAGGCCUGAUUCUUAGAGAAUCCUCAAUAAUCAACCAGAUUUUGGUUAUUAUACAAUCUUCAGAGGUCGAUGGAGAGAUGUUACAGAACAUAAAGACAGGGCUGCAUGCUGUGGACCGAUGGGCCGCCACAGAUUGUCCUGGAUAUAAGCCAUUUUUAAACAUCAUUAAGCCACACCUGCAGAAGCUUAGUGAGAUAACAGAAGAGCAGGUCCAGCCUGAAGCCUUCCAGCCGAUGACUGUGGGUAAGACUUCUGAACAGACUGGUCCCCGGGCAGAGGAGAACAGGAGCUCCUCGGGCCAUGGAAGCAUCCCCCAGGGCGAGGUCGGAGGCAGCAGUUUGGUGAGCCGGAAAGAAGAGGACACAACGCGAGCAGAGGAGGAGGAACCUUUUCAAGAUGGGACUUACGACUGUUCUGUGUCCUAACAACAGUGAGUACCAUCACCACGGGCAGUAUUAAUUAGCAUCAGCGUGCAGCUGAGGACACUGUGACCUAGCUGGAAAAUUUAACCAGGGAGAGAACACAGCUCAGAGACUCUGGUAAGGUAUUAUUAAAUUUUAACUUUUUCCUCUACGAAAUCUUGAGUCCAUAAAAAUGUGAUAUCAAAAAAAAUAUCAUCUUUCAUAAAAGUUUUUUUUUAAGCUGCAGUGGAAAGUUGUACAGAAUAUUGUACAGAUGUACAUGCGAACAUUUUGGUUUUCUUAAGGAUUGGUAGCUCUUAAACCACAGGGAUUGUUUUGCCCCAGAUGAGCUUACUUUUUCACUACUUAAAGCUUCCUAUGUUUUCUGGUUCAGCGUGUGUUCCAGACUGCUUUUUAAAAAUAAAUGCUAAGGUGCUUGCUGUAGCUCAUCAAGUACUUGAGCUACCUGUAUGCCCCCUGGAUCAAGAGCACUGGACUCCCUAAUUGGGCCUCUGAAUAGAUGCCUACCCCGGUAUAACAGGUACCUGUAAGAUGCUCCUCUUCUAGCCUGUUAAUCCCGGUCCUCAAUUGAUGGAAGCUAUUUACCUGUGUCAGUGUGCCUGCUUUUUGUCUAGCUUGGUUCCUACUAGGUGAGUGUAGGCAGAGGCCUGAGGAGUUCUUAUCAAUUAUGCUAUUAGAUACCACUAAACUAUUUUGUAUCAAAGAAUCGUAUCUUUUUGUGAAUAAUUUUGUGUAAAUAUACUCAAAGGCACUGUUCCUAUUUUUAGGGCUUGUACUAUAAUUUGUAAGGUUUUAUGCUGGAUUCUGCAUGGCUAUAGAUACUCACUCUUAGAACAAAGACAGGGCUUGCUCUUCUUUCCAGAUAUAAGCACUCUUCAUAGAGGAAGACAGAUUUAUUGGCUUGGUCAUAAGGUAACAGAAAUGGUCACACUGAUCAUGAAAUGAAACAGGUUUUGUGCAAAUUAAUGUAGUUUCUUAUUUAUUGCUUUUGUAAAUUGAAUAAAAAUGAACUCUAUGUAAAUAGACUGCUGAAUCCUGUAUUAUCACGGCUACUAAAAAUUAGUAUGUAAAGAAUGCAUUCUUCAUCGUAACUUUUUAAAUAUUUUAUGUAUUUCUAGAUAUGACUUAAAUCUUAGUUUUCAUACAUUAUGAAAACACAGUUGCAGACUCAGUUGCUUCAGACUAAACACAUAUCCACUGUAUGGAUAUCAAUUACCUUAUAACAGUAUUAAUUUAGAUAGCUUGUUUGUACUGUGCAAUUUGAACAAAGGAAUGCAAUGUUAUUUUUUACAAAAACAAACUUAUUUUUAUAACAACGUAUUUGAUGUGGACCAAAUUAUACCACUAUGUAAAACAGCCUCUCCUCUCAUAGUGCAAUUACAGUUUAGAAAUAAAACUUGGUCCUCUAUCCUUGCUUUUUAAAAUUAAUGGCUAGAUUUAGUUGUCCUAGCCAGGUUUCCUUUGAAGGGAAACUCAAAUUUGAAAAAUGUUUGUUCAAAAGUUAUCAACGGUUUUAAAUUACUGAGUUUCAUAAUUUACCUAUCACUCACUUUUCACAUUACAAGUGCAAUACUUUCACAUACUAAAACUCCUGAAUGGGUGGAAUAUGUGAUUACUGGUACCUGGCCCUUCUGGUGCUAUGUUUAUUUAAGCCUUUGUUUUAAAUCACCUUUCCCUGAAUCUUAAGAUAGAAAAUGUUUCCCAUGUGAGUCCAUGCAGCCCAGCAAGAAACUGAAGAAAUUCUUCUCCUGUCCUAGUCCAUUAUGAGAACAGGACUAGCAUUACUUUUGUGUUUGGUGUGAGUAUUUAGUCAAUAAAAAUGAUUCGCCAUUGUAAACAGCCAUGAUCUUUUCAGAUAUCCUAAUGUGCUGCUGGGUUCAUCUUGCUCUCUUAAAAGCAGGACGCCAUUAAGUUAACCAUAUUCCUCUGGUUAAUGCCAUGACUGAAACUUUUCUUGUAUAAAAUACUUGUUUUGCAACCAACAGAUAUAGGUGGCCCCAAGGCAAAAAGAUUGGCAGCUUUACAGAAAAACUUUUCUUUGGUAGUUUGUUAUAUACUUUAAUUUUUUAAAUCAUAUUUUAAUUUUGCCUUGUUUGGAUCACGUAUUUGACUGUUUAAGCCAUAUUUAACCAAUGAAUUUAAAUACUCAAUAUAACUAUUCGAAGUUUAAAUUAUUUGCUGAUACCAAAACAAGAAGUUAUUUGGGGGUAGUGUCAACCUUUGCUUGUAAUUAAAAGUUGCUGCUACUUCUGUAAUGUGUAUUUUUUUUUUUUUUAACUCGGUAAAGGGCAAUAAAACCAUUACAUGAACUUUUUGUUUAUUCAUCAAGUUAACAGCAAAAAGUGUAUGUAUUAAAAGUCAUACUUUCAUUAUAUAAUUCCACCUUUUAGAAUUUUCCUUAUAACUAGAAAUUUAUAUUUAAAAUGUAUAUGGGUAUACCAUUUUAUGGAUAUAUUUCUUUACUCAUCAGUUGAGGGACAUUUGGAUGGAUUCCACUCGGACCAUCAUUCAUAAUGACCCUGAUAUGCAGGUUUCUGUGUGGACGUAAGUUUUCAGUUCUCUUUAGGAGUGGAAAUGUUGGGUUAUGAUACUGGUUAAUUUGGGGGGAGGGGUGUGGUGGGGAAUGCUUAACUGUAUUACAAAGUGCCUGUACCAUUUUAAAAGAAAAAAUCAUUUCCACUAGUAGUGGAUGAGGGUUCAAGUUUCUGUUGUCAACAUUUGUUUUUGUACUUUUGGUUCUAGCCAUCUGAGUUAUGUAUGAAGUCUCAUCUUAUGGUUUAGAUUUACAUUUCCCUGAUGGCUAACAUCUUUUCAUAUAUCAUUAUUUGCCAUUCACAUCUGUCUUUGGAGAAAACUAUGUAUUCACAUCCUUUUCCCACUUCACAGAUGGCUCAUUAAUCUUAUUGUUGAUUUGCAAGAGUUCUUUAUAUAUUUUAGAUACUAGACAGUUAUGUUUUGCAAAUAUUUUUUCAUUCUGAGGGCUUUUCACUUUCAUGCUACUGUCUUUUGAGACAUAAACUUUUUUGUUUUGGUGAAGUCCCUAACUUUUUCUUUGGUUCCUUGAGCUUCUGGGUGUCAUAUCCAAGAAACUAGUUCCAAAUCCUAGGUUAUGAAGAUUUAUGCUUAUGUUUUUUUCUGUUUUAUAUUUUAGCACCUACAUUUAGGUCUUUGAUCCAUUUUGAGUUAGUUUUUGUAUAUGGUAUGAAGACGUCUAACUUUGUUCUUUUGUAUGUGACUACUCAGUUGUUAUAAUUUACUGAAAAGUUUACCAUUUACUGAAAAGGUUUUUUUUCCUACUGUCGAAAAUCAAUUGAGUACAAAUGAAUGGGUUUAUUUCUGGAAGUGUCAGUUGAUUUCUGGGUCUUUCCUUCAUGCCAGUACUACACAGUCUUGAUUACUGUUGCUACUUAGAAGAAGGAAGUUUUGAACGUGAGAGUUGUUAAGUUUUUUCAGGACCAUUUUGGCUCUCCUGUGUCCCUUGCAUUUCCAUAUGAAUUUUAGAAUCAGCUUGUCAGUUUUUGUGUGCACCCAGACACACAUAUAAGGCAGCUAAAAGUUUGAUAAGAAUUAUAUUCAGAUCAAUUUUUGGAAAAUCUUGCCAUCUUGAUAAUAUGCCUUCCAGCCCUUGAACAUGGAGUGUCUUUCCAGUUAUUCAUGGCUUCAGUUUCUUUCAGGAGGGCUUUAUAGGUACUUUUAAUAAGAUUAUUUGUAUUUUAUUCUUGAUGAUGUUGCAAAUAGAACCGUUUUAUUUUUGGAUUAUUGUUAGUAUAUAGAAAUAACUGAUUUCUCUAUGUUGCAAUUGCAUCCUACAACACUGUUGAAUUCACUUACUACUUGUUUUUUUGUGUGGAUUCCUUGGCAUUUCCUAUAUAGAAAAUCAUGUCAUCUAUAAUUAGAGCCUGGACUAGAGCCUCCAAUACAAUAUUCAAGUGGCAGUAAGUAGAUAACCUCGUCUUUCUGAUGUUAGGGGGAAAGUACUGAGUGUUUCAGUUUUCUUUUAUCAGGUUAAGGAAGUUCCCUUCUAUUAAAUUUUUUAUCAUAAAGACGUGUUAACUUUGUCAAAAAAAUAUCACUUCUGUUGAGAUGAUUAUAUUGUUCUUCUUUAUUCUAAUAAUAUGGUAUAUUACAUUGACUUUUAGGUAUUAUACCCACAUUCCAUUCCUGGGCUAAAUCUCAUUUUGGUCAUGAUAUAGGCCAAAGUUGAAGAAAAAAAAUUAUCAAUAUACUUGUUGUAUUUUCACUAAUCAAGUAAGGAAAUGGUAGUAUCAAAAGAAAAGUACUGAUGCACUUCAAAAAUGCCCAAGAUGUUUUUUCAAAUAAAAACAGACAUAAGGAGG